CCAUUCCUCCCCCUGUUGUCAGGAUUCAGAAAUGCUUCUGCUGCAAAAUAUUUCUGUCCCGACUAUAACGCCAUUAACCAGAAUAUCGUCACAAUAUCAUCUUAUUUGGAUCCUUGAUAUUGUGUAUUCACUUUAAUUAUGGAGGCCAUACACACCCACGGUAUUUGGAUGGCUGAAGCACUUCAGCAAAGAACGAAGAGCCAAGACAAACUUUGGUUGAUUGCCACUCACAUUGGGGAUCCCAAAGCUGCCUUCCUUCUCGUGUUCCCCUUGACUUACUUUCUCAACCGACGGACUGGAUUUGCAGUUGUCUGGGUGGCUGCUAUUUCGGAGUGGCUUAAUCUAGUGUUCAAAUGGAUGCUCUUUGGUGAAAGGCCAUUCUGGUGGAUUGGAGAAUCCCGUUUAUUUGAGAAAAACCCUCCCAAACUCCAACAGUUUGCCUCAACUUGUGAAACAGGUCCAGGCAGUCCAUCUGGUCAUGCAAUGGUAACAGCAGCAGUGUGGUGGGUGAUGGCCUCAUCCCUGGGUUCUCUUCUAUACUCCUACACACGCAGCAUGUUGCUAUCAGCGGUUCCGUACGUGCUGUAUCUGCUGGGGUUAGUGGCAGUUGGCUUCUCUCGCAUCUUCAUCCUGGCACACUUCCCCCAUCAGGUCAUAGCUGGCUCUUUGACAGGCUUCAUUCUUGGGGUAGUUCUGAGCCGCCAGGUUCCAGAAGGUCGCCCUCUGGUGUUUUUUGUGAGUUCCAGCAUUGGGCUACUCCUCAGUGCUUUCCUAAUCCAUUCAGGACUGACAAGGCUGGGCUUCGACUUGUCCUGGUCCAUUGCAUUGGCUAAGAAGUGGUGCUCCCAUUCAGAGUGGAUUCGGCUGGACACAGCCCCGUUUUCCUCACUCACACGGGACUGUGGUGCUAUACUGGGCCUGGGGCUGGCCCAGUACUGGAAACCAGGUGGGUACACUCUCCCUUGUGCUCCACGUGCCCUGUGUCUGGCCCUCUGCUCCAUGGCUCUCUACCAUGUCCACCGACUGCCUCUACCAAUCCAACCACAGCCCCUCUUCUACUUCCUCUUCUUUAUCAAGUUUACCAUCGUACCCCAGGUGGUCAUGAUCUAUGUACCUGGCUUUGUACACCUCCUUACACACAAAAAGAAAAAUGAUUAAAAUGACACAUUCCUCGGAAGUUCAACUCUGGACACUGAGAGAAAAGUUUCUUUAGGUACUUUUCUUUUCAUACACACUCCUGUAUAAAUGGGGAAAUUGAUGGCAAUAUGGGUGUUGACUUCUAAGGAAGUUGUCAGACAAAUGCUGAAUGGCAAUUUUUCUGCUGAUGAUUCAAGAUUGUAUCAUGCCCAUUUGCAGGAUAUACAGUUGAAGUUGGAAGUUUACAUAUACCUUAACCAAAUACAUUUAAACUCAGUUUUUCACAAUUCCUGACAUUUAAUCCUAGCACUUUAUUUCACCACUUUAUUUUAUGAAUGUGAAAUGUCAGAAUAAUAAUGACAAAUAAUGAUUAUAAAUAAUGAUUUAUUUCAGCUUUUAUUUCGUUCAUCACAUUCCCAGUGGGUCAGACGUUUACAUACACUCAAUUAGUAUUUGGUAGCAUUGCCUUUAAAUUGUUUAACUUGGGUCAAACGUUUCGGGUAGCCUGGGUAGCCUGAGUUGGGUUUUUAGGCUUCCUUGCUCACACACGCUUUUUCAGUUCUGCCCAUCCAUUUUCUAUAGGAUUGAGGGGGGGGGGGCUUUGUGAUGGCCACACCAAUACCGUGACUUUGUUGUCCUUAAGCCAUUUUGCCAAGCAUACUUCCAAAGUUGUGGCGUCAUUGUCCAUUUGGAAGACCCAUUUGCGACCAAGCUUUAACUUCCUGACUGAUGUCUUGAGAGGUUGCUUCAAUAUAUCCACAUCAUUUUCAUUCCUCAUUCCUUCCUCAAGUGCACCAGUCCCUCCUACAGCAAAGCACCCCCACAACAUGACGCUGCCACCCCCGUGCUUCACAGUUGGGAUGGUGUUCUUCGGCUUGCAAGCCUCCCCCUUUUUUCCUCCAAACAUAAUGAUGGUUAUUAUGGCCAAAUGGUUCUAUUUUUGUUUCAUCAGACCAGAGGACAUUUCUCCAAAAAGUACUAUCUUUGUCCCCAUGUGCAGUUGCAAACCGUAGUCUGGCUUUUUUAUGGUGGUUUUGGAGCAGUAUGCUUCUUCCUUGCUGAGCGGCCUUUCAGGUUAUGUCGAUAUAGGACUCGUUUUACUGUGGAUAUAGAUACCUUUGUACCUGUUUUCUCCAGCAUCUUCACAAGGUCCUUUGCUGUUGCUCUGGGAUUGAUAUGCACCUUUCGCACCAAAGUACAUUCAUCUCUAGGAGACAGAACGUGUCUCCUUCCUGAGUGGUAUGGCGGCUGUGUGGUCCCAUGGUGUUUAUACUUGCGUACUAUUGUUUGUACAGAUGAAUGUGGUACCUUCAGGCAUUUGGAAAUUGCUCCCAAGGAUGAACCAGACUUGUGGAGGUCUACAAUAUUUUUUCUGAGGUCUUGGCUGAUUUCUUUUGAUUUCCCCAUGAUGUCAAGCAAAGAGGCACUGAGUUUGAAGGUAGGCCUUGAAAUACAUCCACAGGUACACCUCCAAAUGACUCAAAUGAUGUCAUUUGGCCUAUCAGAAGCUUCUAAAGCCAUGACAUAAUUUUCUGGUAUUUUCCAAGCUGUUUAAAGACACAGUGAACUUAAUGUAUGUAAACUUCUGACCAACUCGAAUUGCGAUACAGUUAAUUAUAAGUGAAAUAAUCUGUCUGUAAACAAUUGUUGGGAAAAUUACUUGUCAUGCACGAAGUAGAUGUCCUAACCGACUUGCCAAAACUAUUGUUUUUUUAACAAGACAUUUGUGGAGUGGUUGAAAAACGAGUUUUAAUGACUCCAACCUAAGUGUAUGUAAACUUCCGACUUCUUCAACUGUAGGCCAAAUGUUUUUGGUGUUAUUUUGUCUCAGCUUCUACUAUGUGUCUGUUAUUUCAAGCUAUGUAACCAGCAGUGUAACCUUCUUCCUCCCUAGCUAUGUAACCAGCAGUGUAACCUUCUCCUUCACAUAUGUAUGCAAUAUCUCACUUUGCUUCGUUACAAUUUGAUUGACAAAUGAUCUGUAAGUAAAGGUAAAUGGUGCCACAUUCUGGUUAAACCUAAUCAAUUAAUGAAUGUUACAAUCAAGUAGGCUAUUGUGCUGUUCCCUCAGGCGGGAGUUGAUGUUAUGCUUGGCAUGUAACAUUAAAGAAAUCAAAAAUGA
Messenger RNA from Salvelinus fontinalis (brook trout), 3259 nucleotides. RefSeq names its product glucose-6-phosphatase catalytic subunit 3 (gene g6pc3). Gene Ontology annotation, cellular component: membrane. NCBI's taxonomy places the organism in Eukaryota, Metazoa, Chordata, Actinopteri, Salmoniformes, Salmonidae. The transcript is spliced from 6 exons. The record is from RefSeq and is a predicted model, not a curated record. Gene Ontology annotation, biological process: glucose 6-phosphate metabolic process; gluconeogenesis. Bases 139 to 1158 code for a protein of 339 amino acids. Gene Ontology annotation, molecular function: glucose-6-phosphatase activity.